Molecule: messenger RNA, 2126 nt
Organism: Aedes albopictus (Asian tiger mosquito)
Lineage: Eukaryota; Metazoa; Arthropoda; Insecta; Diptera; Culicidae
Product: estradiol 17-beta-dehydrogenase 11-like
Exons: 5
Coding region: 226-1266 (346 amino acids)
Molecular function (GO): oxidoreductase activity, acting on the CH-OH group of donors, NAD or NADP as acceptor
Source: RefSeq, a predicted model, not a curated record
CGGCUAAUUCAAACUACAUCUGUCUCUCGACUGCAACGCAUCGUUAGAGAAUCGAAUAUCGUAUGGAGCACGUGCCCCCAGGGCGAACUUAGAACGAAAAGCUCUGGCUGCCAGUUACAGUCAACCCACAGCGCAGCGCAGUCAAUCUUUAGGUGCGAAUCGAAACGGUCGGCCCGGGCUAGAACAACUUGCUUCGAAAGAACGUAAACUAGCCAACCAGUCAGCAUGGUUGUUGUUCAAGAGCAGUACUUCAAACACGCGGACGGUGCCUACGAAGCGGCCGCCGUUAAGCGCCGGCGCCCCGACAAACCUUUUAGCCUUGACAGACUGGAGAAGAACGUGCGGUUUGCGCUGGUGGAAAUUGUUCCGAAAGUGGUUAAAGUGUUGUUAUUGCUAGUUCCUGCGCUUGUACGCGACUUUGUGCAGUUGGUGGCGCCGGCGAAAAAGAAAUCUAUCGGGGGCCAGGUGGCUCUGGUCACCGGCGGUGGCAACGGUCUGGGCCGAGCGCUCUGCUUCCGAUUGGGUCAGGAAGGCUGUUCGGUGGCCGUUGCCGAUAUUGAUGUGGUCAGUGCGCGUCAGACGGCCGAAGAAGUGCGGGCCAGGUUCGGAGUGAAGGCCGAUGCUUUUCACGUCGAUGUAAGUGAUUACGACUCGGUUUGCCAGCUGAAGAAGGCCAUCGAAUCGUCACUGGGCAAUGUUGAUAUUUUGGUGAAUAAUGCGGGUCUGCUGGCCAUGCUUUCUCUGUCCGAAGGAAAGCCUGAGGAUGUCCAGCGGAUAGUGAACGUCAACCUGUUGUCGCACUUUUGGACAAUCAGAGCGUUCAAAGACGGCAUGGUUGAGCGACGCCGUGGACACAUUGUGGCCAUUUGUUCCGUACUAGGUAUAAUUCCUUUUGGCCGAACCAUCAGCUACUGCGCCACCAAAUUCGGAGUAAAGGGACUGAUGGCAUCGCUGGAGAAUGAAUUCUACCAGGACGGUCUGAAGGACGAUGUGCGAACAACGUGUGUCUACCCGGGGGGAAUACGCACCCGGAAACAGUUCAUCGACAUGAUGAAAGAUCUCAGAAUACCUGUUCAAUUCAACUCGCCCGAAUUCGUAGCCAACGCAAUCGUGAAUGCAGUGUUGAUCAAUAAAACUGAGGUCGUGCCGAGUACGCUUGGCAUGCGAUUUGUUGCUGCAAUAUACCCGUAUGUGCCCAAAUCGAUAAUACUGCUUGUGUCGGACAUAGUUGUAGGAACUAUGCCUGUCCUAACAAAUAGGGAAUAACCUACUGUUGUGUUCCGUGGGAGAACAAGCCUCAUGCGGCUUGUAGUUUCUACAUGAUCGAUAAACUAUGAUAAACUGUUUGCUUUAGCUUAGCCGGUCAUGCGUGUGGAUAAAUAGGUAACGUGCAUUACACGAUCAGCAUGUAGAAUCUAUUAUUACUACGGCGCUGUGUCAUCACGUGUGAGUGGGAGAUCCACGCUUUCAAAUUGCAGUCAAUUUGAUGACAUAGUAUAAUGAAAGGCGAUCCUGUUGAAAGGCAGAAAAAAACAAUAGUCAUGAUUAUGACACAGCGUGAUUUACACUUUGGAACUGAUAAUUUUAAUUCAGGUUGACAUAAAUGUAAGACAUUGUGUAAGUGAAAAUCACUUAAAUUUUAGAUCCCAAAUUAGUAAUAUAUUUAAAUGUAAAAGAAAUAUUAUUAAAUGUAAAUGCAAGAUUCUUUGAUUACGACUGGUGCUGUUUUAUUGUUGGGAUCUUUUCAGCGUAACAGUCUACUCGUAAUAUCAUAACUACUGUUUGAUUCACAUAUAUAUUCAACGUUUCGAUCCUUAUUGAUCUUUCUCAAAGAUUCGUAAUAUUUGUCUUUAUUUUCGUCAAACUGAAGCUUUGAGAAAGAACCAAUGAAGAUCGAAACGUUGGAUAAACAAAUCACACAAACAUUUUGAUUUUACGAGUAGACUGAUACGCGAAAUAGAUCAAAACCGCAAAUGCAAGCAAGAAUAAAUAUUAACGAUAUAGCCGUAUCGAUGACACAAGAAUAAAAAAAAUAUUAUUUAUGUAUGUAGGUAUGUUUCAAAAAAUAAUGUUCCUCAAUGAUUCUAUAAAAAAGUUUAUUUCUUUCAAAGUAGGAUAAAAUUCUA